Molecule: messenger RNA, 887 nt
Organism: Cylas formicarius (sweet potato weevil)
Lineage: Eukaryota; Metazoa; Arthropoda; Insecta; Coleoptera; Brentidae
Exons: 5
Coding region: 82-840 (252 amino acids)
Molecular function (GO): lipid binding
Source: RefSeq, a predicted model, not a curated record
AUCAAAUCAGAUAAGUCGGUAACAAUAUAUUGACAAAAAAAUCCAUUUGGGUAUUAGUGCUUUGUCUUAACUACCGAAAAGAUGAAAGUUGUUCUUUUACUUUUCGCAUGUAUUAUUACCGCACACGCCGGAUAUAGAAUUCCUGCAAACUCAGCUGAUUUCAUUAAGGGAUUACUCCCUAAAUAUGUAUACGAUUCGAAAUCUCUUACGGCUUCGUUGUUGACUGCCUUGGUCAAUAAUGCUGCUGACAAAUUAUUUGAUAACAUAGGAGUGUAUGCUCUUAGCAACGGGCUAGAUCCUAUCGCUCUGGCUGACGUUGACCAAACUCUCCUUGGUAGUGGAGUUAGACUGACUGAGGGUUCGUUUAGUGGUGUGUCCAGUUUUGCAAGAAAUGGAAAUGUUUCAGUAACUUAUUCACCCGAUACUAAAGUGCUGACUCUGAGUCUGCCGAUUAAAUUCGACAAGCUAUCCUUCUCCUAUAAAUACAAAGUUAGCGUGGUCUUGAUAUCGUACAAUGGUGUGAUAACAGGCACUAUAUCGGAUGUCAGAGUAGAUGUUGCUGUAUCGUUCGACUUUAACACAUACAAAGCCAAAGUUGAGUCGCUGAAAAUGACAAACACCGGUAAAAUAGAUGUCACAUUUGAUUCGGGAAUCACAGGCGUCGUAAUAAAUAUCCUCAGCGAAUUGGUAACUACGGUUUUGCACCCACUUCUGGUACAAAUUAUUCAAAGUACUGUAUUCGGCGUCGUCAACGAUGUUGUUGACAGUGUCAACGACGCCAUUGAUGGAAUAUUUACUCCACCAAGCGAAGUCCCUCCAUCGUUGCUUUUUUAUAAAUAGUUUCAUUGGGCUUUGGUAACUGAAUAAAACUGAAUUAAUUAUUAAAA